GGCGCGGAGGGAAGCGGGGGGUGGGGGGGUCUCCUCCCCGCCCGCUCCAUCCCUCCCCUCCUGCCCUCCCUCCCGGGGCUGUUUCUUCCCCGGCCCUCCGCCCCUCGCGGUGCCGCCGAGCCGAGCCGUGCCCGGAGCCGCGGACGAGGCGGCGGACAAAGGCCCGCAGACGCCGCGCUGCCGUGAGGAUGCCGCAGCUGCCGGGGGCCGGGGGCGGCGGGGGGGACCCGGAGCUCUGCGCCACCGACGAGAUGAUCCCCUUCAAGGACGAGGGGGACCCGCAGAAAGAGAAGAUCUUCGCCGAGAUCAGCCACCCCGAGGAGGAGGGCGACCUGGCCGACAUCAAGUCCUCCCUCGUCAACGAGUCCGAGAUCGCCCCCGGCGCCAACGGGCACGAGGUUUCCAGGCAGACUCAAGCACAGGAUUCCUACCAUGAUAAAGGCAGAGAACACCCCGAGGAAGGAAAGCAUCCAGACAAUGGCUUAUACAGCAAGGGACCAUCGUACUCUGGUUAUUCUGGGUAUAUCAUGAUGCCAAAUAUGAAUAACGACCCAUACAUGCCUAACGGAUCUCUGUCGCCACCCAUCCCCAGAACAUCCAACAAGGUGCCCGUGGUACAGCCUUCUCAUGCGGUUCACCCCCUCACCCCUCUUAUCACCUACAGCGAUGAGCACUUUUCCCCCGGGUCACACCCGUCUCACGUCCCCUCUGAUGUCAGCUCCAAACAAGGCAUGUCCAGGCAUCCUCCAGCUCCUGAUCUCCCUACCUUCUAUCCCUUGUCUCCAGGUGGGGUUGGACAGAUAACACCACCUCUUGGCUGGCAAGGUCAGCCUGUAUAUCCCAUCUCGAGUGGAUUCAGGCAGCCCUAUCCAUCCUCACUCUCAGUCGACCCUUCCAUGUCCAGGUUUUCACAUCACAUGAUUCCUGGUCCUCCAGGCCCUCACACAACUGGAAUCCCUCACCCAGCUAUUGUAACACCUCAAGUAAAACAAGAACAUCUGCACAACGACAGUGAGCUAAUGCAUGUGAAGCCUCAGCACGAACAGAGAAAAGAACAAGAGCCAAAAAGACCUCAUAUUAAGAAACCUCUGAAUGCUUUCAUGUUGUACAUGAAAGAAAUGAGAGCAAACGUUGUAGCAGAGUGUACUCUGAAAGAAAGUGCAGCUAUCAACCAGAUCCUUGGCAGAAGGUGGCAUGCUCUCUCCCGUGAAGAACAAGCAAAAUAUUAUGAACUAGCUCGUAAAGAAAGGCAGCUACACAUGCAACUUUAUCCAGGCUGGUCUGCGAGAGACAACUAUGGGAAGAAAAAGAAGAGGAAGAGAGAAAAGUUGCAGGAAUCAGCAUCAGGUACAGGCCCCAGAAUGACAGCUGCCUACAUCUGAAGCAUGGUGGGAAAAGAAAUGCUUUCUCAACUUGCAAAGCAAAGGCGGCGACACCAGGACCCCUUCUGGAGAUGGAAGCUUGUUAAACCCUAGGUGUGUCCUUCAUCCACACAGACCACCCCAAGGAGUCUGUCUAGGAUGUCAUCCACCCUGAUGUCACUGCUAGAGACACUGAAUCAUAAAGACAAUCACUGCCAAAAUCCUUCACUAUCACGAGGUCCAGCCCUGAUAUAAAUAGAGCAAAUGAGCUCCUGGGUCAGCAGAGCAGCUUUUGUCUUCACCUCUGCCUUGCACUCUUAAGCCCCCAUCUCAUCUGUGUCCAUAUUGAGUCAGCAAAUACAGUAGCAUGGCUGUCUAUGCCUGCUUCAGCCAGCAGAAUUCCAUAGACCACAGCUGCCCCACACAGCACAUCAAGGAAUGGAAUUUGCCUGGACCAGGAUGACGCGCUCAACCUUUUUAUUUAAUGGUGCGACAGGAUCAAUUUUGGUUUUAGCUUUUUUUAAGAAACUUGAAUGCUUUUAUAUUUUAACUUUUAGUUUGUAAUUUCUUUGGUGUAUAUUUUACUAGGUAUGAGCUUAAACAAGUGUCAAAAAUCGGAAAUACUUUUUAAAUAAAAGGAGUUUUUCUUUUUUUUUUUUUUUCUUCCAGAGGAAAAAUCUGUAUGGAAAAAAGGUGGCUGUUUUGUUAAACUAUUUGUAACAAAUAGUGGCCUCUCAGUCUAUAUAAUACAGUGUCCUAUAGAACUAAAUAAAUGUAACAACAGUCAGCUGGUCAGUAGACAUGUUAGUCUUGCGUCAUCUACUCUGUAAACAUAAGCAAUACAUUCAGCAAAUCUGACUGCAGUGAGUUCUCCUUCUCACCCAUUCCCCUUCUCCUUGUAAAAAGCCCAGCACUUGAAUUAUUACUUCAAUUGUUCUGUAUUUGUAUCUGUUUUUGUUAGCCUGUUAGUGGGAUUUUAUGCCAGUUGUUGAAAUGAGCAUUGAUGUACCCAUUUUUUAAAAUAGUAAGGCACAGCCUUUGCCAAAAAUACUGUCAACCAAUUUUUUUUUGUCAUUCCAGUUUGAGUUAAUGUGCUGAGCAUUUGUUUUUUAAUAAAAGCUUUGUAAUAAAAUGGAAUUUAACUGUC
This is a messenger RNA of Zonotrichia leucophrys gambelii, 2508 nucleotides long. It is a transcript of the gene LEF1, whose product is annotated as lymphoid enhancer binding factor 1. The coding region runs from base 189 to 1382 and encodes 397 amino acids. Gene Ontology annotation, molecular function: RNA polymerase II cis-regulatory region sequence-specific DNA binding; DNA-binding transcription factor activity, RNA polymerase II-specific. Gene Ontology annotation, cellular component: chromatin; beta-catenin-TCF complex. The transcript has 13 exons. Gene Ontology annotation, biological process: regulation of transcription by RNA polymerase II; canonical Wnt signaling pathway. The record is from RefSeq and is a predicted model, not a curated record. NCBI's taxonomy places the organism in Eukaryota, Metazoa, Chordata, Aves, Passeriformes, Passerellidae.